Molecule: messenger RNA, 4331 nt
Organism: Camponotus floridanus (Florida carpenter ant)
Lineage: Eukaryota; Metazoa; Arthropoda; Insecta; Hymenoptera; Formicidae
Gene: GckIII
Product: serine/threonine-protein kinase 26
Exons: 10
Coding region: 946-2721 (591 amino acids)
Biological process (GO): protein phosphorylation
Molecular function (GO): ATP binding; protein kinase activity
Source: RefSeq, a predicted model, not a curated record
CGCGCCACCAGCUGUGCCGUGUCGGUCGCGCCAUUCCGGUCCGUUCCGCUGGCGAUUGCCACAGAAAGCAAGAUGGCGCCCGUCUGUUUGCGAAUAUCUCCGCGACGGAUAUAAAUACGCGAGAGGAGAGAAAAAAAGAGAAGGAAAACAGUGCCGCGAGAAACGAUUGCGGGACGAGUCGAGCGGUCGGUGACGGUCGCUCGUGAUACGCGUGUCCGAUCGACGUUGCCACGCGUUGCGGGAAGGUCGCGCCAAGGUAACGCGUCUGCCUCGUCCUCCGUCGUCGCGUUCCCCGUCGUCGUCGUCGUCGCGGCAAAGUCGGAGCGGCGCGCGUAACCCCCUGAAGUCGGCCGAAUUCUCGGUAAUUGGCCGCGGCUCCGGAGGCGGCUCCCGCGAACGGUGCCCACCUGAGGAAUGCCAGAUCGCUCGCGAUUCCUCCCGGCGGCAGGUCGACGGAUGAUCGGCAGUGUGACGCGUCGUGAAAACGAGUGAGCGAGUCGUGAAAAAAAAGAAAAAGGAAAGAAAGAAGAGAAGAAAAAAAACGACCUCGCGACCACGGCGGAGUGUACUCUCGUGGGGGAUCUCCUCCCGAGAAGGUGAUCGCGGUCGCUAUUCUUUUCCGUGACGUAUGUGUCUCGCGGAGGUCGUCUGCCAGACGGGUGGUCGGUCGUCGCGAGUGUCUUCGCCGUCAUUGUCGUUUACGUUCGCGUUAUCGUCGUCGACGAUACUGCGUCGCGAGUGCCGUUGGCGAUCUCGAUGCGCUGUCGCUCUUCCUUGGAGGACCAACAACCCCUCUGGACGUCCGACGAGAUCAGCUGCUACUGCUGCUGUUAUUGCUGCUGGGACUACUAGCCCGGCGGCCUCCUGCGUGGAUAUCCUUCUGUUGGAGCGGUGGGGCAGGGAGGCGCCGGAAGCAGCCGCGAAUCCGGAAGCAUAGCGAAGAAGAUGGCCUUCAACGAGAAGGUGGAUCCCGAGCUGAUAUUUACAAAACAGGAGCGAAUCGGAAAGGGUAGCUUCGGCGAAGUCUUCAAAGGCAUCGACAACAGAACUCAGCAAGUCGUGGCCAUCAAGAUCAUCGAUCUCGAAGAGGCGGAAGAUGAGAUUGAGGACAUACAGCAGGAGAUUAUGGUGCUGUCGCAGUGCGACAGCCCAUACGUCACCAAGUAUUAUGGGUCUUAUCUCAAAGGUACGAAGCUGUGGAUCAUCAUGGAGUACCUCGGUGGCGGCUCGGCCCUGGACUUGAUGAAGGCCGGUAGCUUUGAGGAGAUGCACAUUGCCGUGAUACUACGCGAAGUGCUCAAAGGGCUGGAUUAUCUGCACAGCGAGCGUAAGCUUCAUCGCGACAUUAAAGCGGCAAAUGUAUUGCUGAGCGAAAUGGGCGACGUCAAGCUGGCCGAUUUCGGUGUAGCUGGUCAAUUGACAAACACUACCAGCAAACGAAACACUUUUGUCGGCACGCCGUUCUGGAUGGCACCCGAGGUCAUCAAACAAUCCGCUUAUGAUUCCAAGGCUGAUAUUUGGUCUUUGGGCAUUACGGCGAUCGAGCUCGCGAAAGGAGAGCCUCCCAACAGUGAAUUGCAUCCCAUGAGGGUCCUCUUCCUAAUACCCAAGAACAAUCCGCCUCAACUGACCGGAAACUACACGAAACAGUUCAAGGAGUUUGUCGAAGCUUGCCUCAAUAAGGAUCCUGAAAACAGGCCGACAGCAAAGGAGCUGCUAAAGUUCCAGUUUAUCAGAAAGGCGAAGAAGAACUCGUAUCUAAUCGACCUGAUCGAUAGGUACAAAAAGUGGAAAUCGCAACGCAGCGAAGAAUCGGAGACUGAGAGUGAGAAUUCGGACUCGGAGGAAUCCAAGCAAGACAGCGACAUGGACGAGCCGUGGAUAAUGACGGUGAAAGGCCCACACGGGGUCAAAGGAUCUGUGGUGCCUAUGUUGCCACUGGAUGAACAACCCGCAUCCUUGACCCUAACGCACACAAAUCACAGGUCCUCCAAUCACAACCAACCGAGUAAACCGCACGCGAAUGGUGCUUCGCGAUCACCACCGAAGGACACCACGCUUAAUCACUACAGAAGCGAGUCCAGAGAUUCGUUGCGCGAUGGUCAAGCGAAACAUACGCCGUCCCGACCACACGAAGCUGCGCCUCCACCGCCAGUGGAUACGAGAGAGAAACGAGACGAACGAGACUACCGUGAUUUGAGUCGAGAAUCCACUCUUAGAGAGCCGAAGGAGAUGCGCGACGCCCGCGAGAGAGAUAGAGAAGGUGUCAGGGAGCGAGAACGAGAUAGAGAAGGCAGAGAUCGGGAUAGAACCAGUAGGGACUUUAACACACGGGAGAAGAGGAGAAACAGCAAGCCGGAAGUGCCCAUCACUUCGAUGGCCGAUCACAGACCCGGCGAGGAUAAGCAGAGGCCUAGAAGUUCGCAGGAACUGAAACAUCCACGAAGCGUCGCUCUGUCUGGUGUUGUCAUUCCUCUGCUUUCCGAGCUUCAACGAAAGCACCAAUAUUCGGCGAGAGACAAUAAUGGCGAAGGUGGUAGCGGUAGCAAGAAUGGCGGUGCUAUUGAAGAAUUGCGGGGCGCUUUUGAAUCGGCGGAACGUACGUCGCCAGGAAUGACAGAGUCCCUUAUUCGCGAACUCAUAAAAUCCCUACUUCCGCCCAAUCACUCGGAAGGACGCCUGUCUAUGUUAAUGGAGAAGGUUAUUCUGAGGGAUACGUAGGGACACGAGAGGACAAAGGUCCGCAAGAGACUGUGGUCCCAGAAUAUACUGACGUUGUAAAGCCAUUCGUUAUUUUUCUCGAUUAACAAUUUGCUAAUCAGUACGAACCGAACACGUCGUUGUUAAAUAGCGACGACUCCGGAUGCGUGAACGCAAAGAUACGAGGGAAUGCGUUCGUUAUGCCUAUCCUCCCCAACAUUUUUCCGCGCUCUUCCUCUCCUUCGUUAAUCUGUAAAGACCGUACUACAACGAAGUCUAUCGAAGUUUUACGAAGUAGUCUAUAUUAACCGCCCCAAAUCCAUCUACCCACAUAUCUACCUCGCCAUAUGAUAAAAAUACAUGGACGACGGCAGAUGCACGCGAAACGUUGUGCCAGUAUUUUUGCAGUUCCUACUCAUCUGUUGUCAUCGAUCUUUUGUCAAACUUUUCGAUUAAACUGUCCUACAUUUACAUAUUUUGUCGUAUCGGUUCAUCGAUCGACAGUUCCUUUUAAUUACAAAUCAAUCAUCAUUGUAGAAUUUCCUAAAGCGACAUUUUCUCAGUCUAAUUUUAAAUAAUAAUUAUAUGUUCCAUUCGAAAAGAGAACAUAAAAUCAUUUUAUAAUAGGAAAAAUCGAGUUAUAUUUAAUCGAACUAUAUUUAACUCAAUAAGGCGAUUCAUCUUUAAAAAUAUACUGCUUUAUUAGUAUCAAUAAAGUUAUAUUAGUAUCAAUAAAGUUAAUAAAACAUUUAGCCAAACGGAACUGUCGGUUGAUUUCUUUCCAGCGUUAGAUCAUAAAACGUUUUUCAUUAUCAGUAGUUUAAUUGCGAAGAGAAUCUAGAGUAUGUAUUUAAUAACUUCAAUUUAUUUUGAAAAAAAUAUAAUGUUCUGGCGAAUAUCAAUUACGAGUAGAGAAAGGCAGAAGGUAGACUAUAACGUGUUAGUAAGAAGGAGUUUGAAUUGAAAUCUUUAUUACGCGCGAUAGCCUAAUAAAAAUCUUAGAAACCUUCUCCAUAUUCAGCGCAAACAUCGAUCUGGCGAAUGCGACAACAAAGUAAAAUUGUACAGAUUUAAAGGCAAAGCGGAUAGAUGAAAAGUAUUCGAUGACUUGGUCUUGCUUUUCAAUGUGGAUACGUCCGCAGCAUGCACUAUCGCAUUAUAUCGAAUAUAUUGACGUCUAUGUAAGAAAGAGUGACUUUUUGAAGCUUUUAUGGGGCUUUUAAAAGCGGCGCUUCUACUCUGAUGUUUUUACAGACAGUAUAUUUAUUUAAUAGUGUUUCGAUAAAAGAGAACUUAUCCUGUAGCAGCUGAGCAAAAGAAAAAGAUGCGUUCUCUGAAUAGAUUCCUUCCUGUUGCUUCCUAUGCUAGUGCAGGUUUCGGACGCGAAGGAGAAAGGCGCUCUAGCGUGCAAUGCUAGAGAAAUUGUAAAUAUGUAUGUAGCACGAUAAGAGAUAGUCUUAUUGUUCUUGAUCGACGUCUUUGCCAAUCGGUCGCACAGCUCCGUUAAACGAUCUUGUUACGAAGAGAAAAAAAAUCCCUUUUUCUUUCCGUGGUCAUCGGUCGUUAUUGAAAAAGAUGAUAGGCGUAGACUAUAGGCAAUAUUGCGAUUACAAAUUUAUCGAGAGCUUUUA